Sorghum bicolor (sorghum) is the source of this 1085-nucleotide messenger RNA. Its product is annotated as rho GDP-dissociation inhibitor 1. Gene Ontology annotation, molecular function: protein binding; Rho GDP-dissociation inhibitor activity. The record is from RefSeq and is a predicted model, not a curated record. Bases 176 to 829 code for a protein of 217 amino acids. Gene Ontology annotation, cellular component: cytosol; cytoplasm; membrane. Gene Ontology annotation, biological process: Rho protein signal transduction. The transcript is spliced from 5 exons. Lineage: Eukaryota; Viridiplantae; Streptophyta; Magnoliopsida; Poales; Poaceae.
UAAGCUACGGAUCAGGCCAUUUCUCUUCCCUCUCUGUCUCCACCACUGGGAUCCCGCUCGCAAACUUUGAGUAGUGCUGCCCCUUCCUCCUCUUCUCCAUUGUCGUUGCUUCUCUCACGCGCGCACUGUCAUCCCUGUGACUGCGUUGGGAGCGCAACCGUGUGCAUAGCAGCCCAUGGACGAUAAGGAGAAAGAGAAAGAGAAGGAGAAGGAGAAGGAGAAGCACGCCGACGGGACCGACGUUGAGGAGGAAGAAGAGGAUGAAGAAGGUAACAAGCGCAUUGUCGUGCUUGGCCCCCAGGUCCCCCUCAAGGAACAGCUCGAGCUCGACAAGGAUGAUGAGAGCCUGAGGAGGUGGAAGGAGCAACUCCUUGGCCAAGUCGACACAGAGCAGCUGGGAGAAACUGCGGAACCAGAAGUUAAGGUGCUGAACCUGACAAUCCUGUCACCUGGCAGACCAGAUCUCGUCCUUCCGAUCCCAUUCCAUGCGGACGAGAAAGGCUAUGCAUUUGCUCUCAAGGAUGGCAGCCCCUACAGCUUCCGUUUCUCCUUCAUCGUCUCCAACAACAUUGUAUCAGGCCUGAAGUACACCAACACUGUCUGGAAGACUGGAGUAAAAGUGGAGACCCAGAAGAUGAUGCUGGGGACGUUCAGCCCCCAGUUAGAGCCCUACGUCUACGAGGGUGAAGAAGAGACCACCCCUGCUGGCAUUUUUGCAAGAGGUUCUUAUUCUGCUAAACUAAAGUUUGUUGAUGAUGAUGGCAAGUGCUACUUGGAGAUGAGUUACUACUUUGAGAUUAGAAAGGAGUGGCCAGCAGGAACCCAAUGAUGUGGACCAAGGGUACUCGUCGGAGUAUGUUAGAGCUCAUAGCUAAGCCAAGCAGAAAAUGUGCUAUUGCUUCAAGAAUGAUCCAUUCACUAUUUCUUCACCUUUAAUCGCAUUUUAAUUUAUUUUGAGUUGUCAUUGUAUGUUGUUUAUCGCAAAAAAAACUUUUUAUUUGCAUAUAUAAUACCUGUAUGGAGAUAUUCAGAGAUAUUUAUGUAGUGUUAUUGAACUUCUAAACCUGAAACUACUGCUGCACGAA